This is a messenger RNA of Hippoglossus stenolepis (Pacific halibut), 2874 nucleotides long. RefSeq names its product anthrax toxin receptor 1. Bases 261 to 2102 code for a protein of 613 amino acids. Gene Ontology annotation, cellular component: membrane. The record is from RefSeq and is a predicted model, not a curated record. Lineage: Eukaryota; Metazoa; Chordata; Actinopteri; Pleuronectiformes; Pleuronectidae. Gene Ontology annotation, molecular function: signaling receptor activity. The transcript is spliced from 18 exons.
GUAAAUCACAUACUGAGACGCGUGUUUGGUGUGGUUGUGUGAACUCUGUGGCACAGUGUGCUGAAAUGAUUGAGUGUGAGGGAGAGGGAGCAGAGGACUUCCCUCCUCCUCUGCCCGCACACAUCUGCAGCCCAGGAGAUGGGACGCUGAUCCACAGAGGAGAACUUCAUGCCUCGGAGAUCAGUCCUCACGGAAUGGCUCGCUGGGCCACAGUGUGCUGAGGGACGAGGUGAAAGGAAAACUCCAUCUGGAGACUAUUGAUGGUUUGCCUGAUGCUGUCUCUGAACUUUGGACUGAUGACCCGGUGCCGGUGCAGGCAGGUCCUGCUCGGGCUGGAGCUGGGCCUGCUGAUUGCGGUCCUGGUGGUCGGCACUGCAGGACAGACCCGCGACAGGAGGGAGGCAGGGUCGUCCUGCUAUGGAGGGUUUGACCUCUACUUUGUUUUGGACAAGUCUGGCAGUGUCCAGCAUUACUGGAAUGAGAUUUAUUACUUUGUGGACCACUUGGCACACAAGUUCAUCAGUCCUCAGCUGCGGAUGUCCUUUAUUGUGUUUUCAAGGGAAGGAAGGACUCUCAUGCCACUAACAGAAGACAGAGAGCAGAUUCGAAUCAAGCUGGAGCAGCUACGUAUGGUGCAGCCGGGCGGAGACACCUACAUGCACAAAGGUUUUGAAAGAGCCAGUGAGCAAAUCUACUACGGAACUGGAGACGGUUACCGGACGGCGAGUGUCAUCAUCGCCCUGACAGAUGGUGAACUGAGAGAAAACCAGUUUGACUUGGCACAGAGAGAGGCCGGCCGAGCACGCCAGCUGGGUGCCACUGUUUACUGUGUGGGAGUGAAAGACUUCAAUGAAACCCAGCUUUCAACGAUAGCAGACAGUCGGGACCAUGUCUUCCCUGUGAAUGACGGGUUUCAGGCUCUACAAGGGGUCAUCGACUCGAUCCUGAAGAGAUCCUGCAUUGAGAUCCUGGCUGUCGAGCCGUCCAGCAUCUGUGAAGGAGAAUCCUUUCAGGUCGUAGUCAAAGGAAACGGUUUCCUUCACGCUCGAGACGUACAGAAGGUUCUCUGCAGCUUCCGCAUCAAUGACACGGUUACUAUGAUGAAAAGACCCCUGGUGGUGAGGGAUACCUACCUUUUGUGCCCAGCUCCUGUUCUGGAAAAAGAGGGAACGUCGGCCACUCUGCACGUCAGCAUGAACAACGGCCUGAGCUUCAUAUCCAGCUCCGUCACAAUCACUGCAGUCACGUGUUCGGACGGGAAGUUUGUGGCCAUCGCUCUUCUCAUCCUGAUGCUGCUGCUCAUCAUCCUCCUGCUGUGGUGGUUCUGGCCCCUCUGCUGCACCGUGGUCAUUCACGAGCCACCUCCUCCAGAGAUAGACGACAGCUCUGAUGAUGAGGACGGUUUUCCCAAGAAGAGGUGGCCCACUGUGGACGCGUCAUACUACGGAGGACGUGGAGUCGGAGGCAUCAAGAGAAUGGAGGUGCGCUGGGGAGAUAAAGGCUCCACCGAGGAAGGAGCCAAACUGGAAAAGGCUAAAAACGCUCGAGUUGUGAUGCCUGAGGAGGAGUUUGAUUUUGAGCCACAGAGGCCGUACCACACACACAAAUCUGCUCGGUCCCAGAAGUGGUAUUCUCCCAUCAAGGGCAAACUGGACGCUCUGUGUGUGUUUCUGAGGCGAGGCUAUGACAGAGUGUCUGUGAUGCGUCCUCAUCCCGGAGACAAGGGCAAAUGCAUAAACUUCACCCGCACCAAGUCCUACCCAGCUCCUCGCUACCCCAUCUACAACCAUCCGUCCACGCCUGUCUACACUCUGCCCCACGCGUACCAGCGUCGUCCAUCAGAGGGCAGCCACUUCUUCGAUUUGCCCCCCUCGCCAACUUCAACGCUCCCGCCCCUGCCGUCCACUCCUCCCCCGUCCUCCUCCAGCCCUCCCAUGUACACGCCGCCCCCGAACAGAGCCCUGCCCCCCGGCAACGCAGGCCCUGACUCUGCACCUCCGUCCCCUACUGGCUCCCUGCCACCUCCACCUCAGGGGCCUCCUCCUUGCAGGGCGCCUCCUCCGUCACGGCCUCCUCCACGCCCCAACCAGGAGAACCACUGAUGAUGGAGACAGAGAGAAGAGGAGCAGGGUGCAAGCUCAGGAUGGAAAACUGAACGGACCCUUUCACUGUGUCUCUGUUUAAAUACGUUACAAACAGAGGAAGAAUUGAAGUGACUGUAUAUAAUGUUGAUUCAGCUGCACAGUGAACAAUCUGUUUUCCUCAACAUGUGUCUCACACCUUAUGUGCUAUGAACUAGGACUUUUCUUCAAGUCUACGAAGUGGAUAUUUAGUGUGGUAAGCACAGCUUUGGCUAUUAAUUGCUAUUGUCGCUAAGCAACCGGUGAUUGAGAAACUAAAUGAAAUGAUGCUGAAUUGGUCCAGAAUUACAAUUUGCUAUGGAGAUGUAUAAACUUGCAUUCAAGCCUUUACCUGAUAUGAAUUAUUUAUCUAAAAUUAUGUUUCACUGUUUUGCCUCUUGAAAAAUGUUGAUUUGAAAAACCCAGUGACUCCAUGUAUUUGCAUGCACGGCUGUCUGGUAAGUGCCGUCUUAAAAACUGUACAUCUUGUAAAUGAAAUCACAAAAUUGACCAUAUAUGUAUAAAUACAUGAUGUUUAUAUAUAUAGAUUUGAUGUCCGAUGCUUGUGGACGCUGGCAUUUUUUUUACAACGAAAGUAAAUACGAAUAUUUACUAAAACGAUUUAGAUUAAUACACAAGUGCACAACUCAGAAGAGCUUUCUACAGAGACCUUUCACUCUAAAUGUAAUUAUCACUUUUAAUGAAUCAUUUUUACUGAUUGAUUUAUAAGAAUGAAAUAAAAAUUUCAACAAUC